CCUUCUUUUCCUUCCACUCCCUUCCUUAUUAUGGCUAGUGGUGGCUCUGGGAAAUCGGCUAGCGAGGGAUCAACCAGCACACCCAGUGGAAGUUUGCAGCAGAGGAAGCGUCUCUCCUCUAUCUGUGACACAUGUAAGGGCAAAAUGCAGCUGGUGGCUGACCUCCUCCUGCUGUCCAGCGAGACCAGGCCAGUCAUGACCUCUGAAGGUGUGGCAGUGGCAGACACCUUUGACCAGUGCCGUGACACAGUCAUCGCCAGGACUAAAGAGCUCUCCAUUCUCACCCAUGACAUCCAGAGCCAGCUCAACAUGGGCCGCUUCACAGAGGUGGGGGACCGUCUCCUGGAGAUGGCGGACCUGGUGGUAUCUUUGACAGAGUGCUCAGCCCAUGCCUCUUACCUGGCAGCUGUGGAGACACCUGGCUCUCAGCCCUGCCUGCCAGGUCUGGUGGACCGUUACAAGGUGACCCGCUGCCGGCACGAAGUGGAGCAGAGCUGCAGCAUCCUCAGAGUUACACCCUUGCCAGACCUCUCCCCCCAGCUCCUCCUUGAGCUCUCUCAGAACAUCUCCACCAACCUCAAGAAUCUUACAGACAUCUCCUCGCUGGCCAGUGAGAGGUCCAGGGACCGCUUUGCAAAAGAGCAGUUUAAACUGAGCGUCAAAAGCAUGAGCACGAGCGGCACAGCCUUCCUGGCGUGUGUCAAGGAGGUGAAAACGCAGCCCAGUGAGCUGACCAGGAACCGCUGUGUGCUCUUUAGUGCGGCUUUAGUCCAGGCUGUCAAUGCCCUGGUUGGGUUUGCCACAGAGCCUCAGUUCCUAGGAAAAGCUGCAAGUAUCUCCACUGAAGGGAAGGGGGUACAGACUGCAGUGUUAGGGGGGGCCAUGAGUGUGGUUUCAGCCUGUGUCCUCCUCACUCAGGGCCUCAGGGAUGUUGCACAGCAUCCUGAGAGCAGCUCGAAAAUGGCUGACUACCGUGAGCGUCUGCGAAACUCGGCGUGUGCUGUAUCAGAUGGCUGCACUCUGCUCACUCAGGCACUCAGAGAACGCUCCUCUCCAAGGACUCUGCCGCCAGUCAACUCUCAUUCUGUGAAUUAGUUUAGGAAGAGGCAGCAUGAUCUCCAGUCCCCUCUGUCCUAUUCUACCGUACCAAAGACACUCACUUGGGUUAUUCCUGUUCAUCAGAUAUAGAGUCAGUAACAUCAGAAGGAGGCUAUCUGUGGGUCUGUUCAUGGGGUUGAAGUGUGUUUGAAUGCAGAAGAGCGCUAAAAAUGUCACAGGGUUUUGUGUCGCGCUGGAUGUGGCUCAAACCUUGUUACAAAUGGACCCCUUGAGCAAAUGGGCCUGACAUGAGCUCAGCUGACCACCGCUCACCAACAGACAGCAACCUUCAAACCUGAAAAGUUUACCUCAGUUUUCAGCUCUGGUGAAAACACCAGCUUUGAUGAUGGAUGUAGCCUCACUGUGUGAAUCUGUGGUUGGCUGACCUACUCGAUUAUGUGUGCUUUGUGAGAAUGAAAAGAGUGAUCUGAGUGUCUCAAUGCCUGCUUUUGUUUUUUCAACAUGUGUGAAUUCUUAAUUGGUAAAAAGCUGCUGUGAGUGUGUGCCAUAGGUUUUACACUAUUUACCAGACUUCCCAUAGUAUUUUAAAGUGUUUUGAUCAUGCAUGUAAUGGAGUAUUUAUUUCAACAAUUAAAAAUGUUGUUUCUGAUAUGCCGUUGUUUGGCUAAUGUGCUUUGAAAAGCCAAAUUGUUUUAAGGGUCUGUUCAUUCAAAUAACAAAAAAGCAUCUAGUGGUAUCUGUCCAUACUGACAGUUAAGUUUUAAUUGUUCAAGUUUGGAGUUAUCUGUCUCUGAGAUUUCUGCUUCCACCCUGAUAGAAUGGUGGUAAAUUAACUUAAAAAUACUGCUUUCUAAUAGAGCACUGUGCAUUGAUGGUUUGAUAGAAUGUGACUAAUGACCUGCUUAAGGGUCAACAAAACAUGUUUUGUAGAAUAAUUAUAAGCUGUUAAUAAAAAAAAACCCAUUUGGUUCAUCCUGUAAUUAAAACCAAAAUCCAUUUGGUCUGACCAACCAAAUUGAUUAUUUUAUAGCCUGGCAACCCCAUUGUUCUUAUGAAUAGCUUCUUACUGAUGAAUAAAGUAUCAAUAAUGACAUUUUACUCCUAAUCAAAUCUUAAGUUACAAUUCAGAAACCCUUUACAUGGGGCGUCUUGUAAGAAAGUGCCACGGAAAAUGAAUCAGCAACAUCUCUUUAACACAGUCCUUAAAUGGAAAGAUAAUAUAUUUGUUUUGUUGUAAGUACCAGUUAUCUUAAUAAAAAAAAUGUUAUCUGUCA
Messenger RNA from Epinephelus lanceolatus (giant grouper), 2333 nucleotides. It is a transcript of the gene tlnrd1, whose product is annotated as talin rod domain containing 1. NCBI's taxonomy places the organism in Eukaryota, Metazoa, Chordata, Actinopteri, Perciformes, Serranidae. The record is from RefSeq and is a predicted model, not a curated record. Gene Ontology annotation, molecular function: actin binding.